GUCCAUCAGUGCCUUGUGUCAGUGCUCAUCAGUGCCUCGUUCCAGUGCCCAUCAGUGCCACAUCAAUGCCACAUAUUAGUGCCUACCAGUGCACAUCAAUGCCACAUAUCAGUGCCCAUCUGAGCUGCCUUUCAGUGUCACCCAUCAGUUCCAGUCAGUGCCACCUAUCAAUGCCAAUCAGUGCCACCUAUCAGUGCUGCCAAUCUGUGCCACCUAUCAGUGCCAAUCAGUGCCGCCUAUCAGUGCCAGUCAGUGCCGCCUAUCGGUGCGCAUCAGUGCCGCCUAUCAAUGCCGUGUCGGUGCCACCUACCAGUGCCAGUCAGUGCCGCCUAACAGUGCCAGUCAGUGCCGCCUAUCAGUGCCGCCUAUAAGUGCUGCCUUUCAGUGCCCAUCAGUGAUGCCUGUCAAUGCCCAUCAGUGCCACCUACCAGUGCCUCCUCUUCAGUGCCCAUCAGUGCCACCUAUCAGUGUCCAUCAGUGCAGCCUAUCAGUGCCCACCACUGCAGCCUCAUUAGCGUAUAUCAUUGAAGGAGAAAAAUCACUUAUUUACAAAAUAUUUUAAAAACUAAGAAAAACGUUUUUUUUUUUUUCCAAAAUUUUCAGUGGUUUUUGUUUUGUUUAAGAAAAAAUAA
Staurois parvus is the source of this 632-nucleotide messenger RNA. The record is from the annotation of a GenBank genome assembly. NCBI's taxonomy places the organism in Eukaryota, Metazoa, Chordata, Amphibia, Anura, Ranidae.